Messenger RNA from Dermacentor andersoni, 777 nucleotides. NCBI's taxonomy places the organism in Eukaryota, Metazoa, Arthropoda, Arachnida, Ixodida, Ixodidae. The record is from RefSeq and is a predicted model, not a curated record.
AUGGACGCCGUCAAGCCCCCGGAGCCGUUGCAGCUUUCCGGAAACUUGAGAAGAAACUGGCUGCUGUUUAAGCAGAAGUUGGAACUCUACAUCACAGUGACGUCGUCAGAGAAGCGAAGGAAGGAAGCUGUAAAAGCCGCAAUACUCAGCACCACAGGUGACGAUGGCUUGGACGUGUACAACAACUUCGUGUUUGCCGAAGAUAUGCUGUCCCGUGCUGCCACGCUGGCUGGGUGCGCUGAAGAAACGGAAGACGUGGAUAUCCACGCAGUUCAAGUGGUCUUGAGCCUUGUAAGCACAAGAACAAAGCAGCGACUGGAAGAAGAAACUCGCACGGAUCCGUAUUUAAGCAGCGUUAUAGAACAACUAAGCACAGGUGCGGCCAUUCAAGGGGAACUUAAGCCGUUCACAUCUGAGUUGGCGGCAGUGGAUGGCAUACUGCUAAAAGGAAGCAAGAUUGUCAUACCAAAAGCCAUGAGGGCCGAAAUUCUGCGGCGGAUGCACGAGGGUCACUUGGGACAGAACAAAUGCAAGGCCAGGGCACGUAGGCUAGUUUUUUGGCCAGGACUCGACAGUGAUAUUGAGAACCUGGUACGAACGUGCCAUGUGUGUCAGAAAUACGCCUACAGCCAACCGACCGAGCCCCUGCUGCUACGGCCUACACCGGAACGACCAUGGCACCGUGUCGGAAUUGACCUGUUCCAAUACGCAGGGCACUCGUACGUGGUAGUGUAUGACGACCACUCGAACUUCCCAGAGGUUGAAAGAUCUCCAUGA